CAUGUCAGCGGUGACGUCACACAUUUACGGAAGUUUGUAUUUCUGCGUCAAAAAUAGCCUUUUGUGUGGAACGGAUGCUUAACUACAAUUCCACUCCUUCGACAGUGGACACAACGUAUGUUUUUCUGCGGACGUCAGAAGUCAAACUUCGAGUUUGAAAUAUUCAUACGUCGGGCGUCAUCGUUUUUUUGCUGUUGUGAGGGGCACCAACCGGUGAGGCGGCAAAUGAGUCAGCAGCUGAUCAACAGAUUUACUUGAACCUAUCAACGUGGACAUGUAACACGCGAGCUGAGGGGGGAAACAACGUCACAUGACGACUGCCUGUUUUUUUUCCUCAAUCAUUUAUUUAUAUAAAGCCUUUUCGAGUUCUCAGAGGACGCAACAAUGGCAGUCCCGGUAGCUGCCACGUUACAUUUGAUUUCUCCAUCAAGCCCAGUUGGUCUCCUGGAGCCCAACAUUGACAUCGGAGGAACAAUAAAGAGCUCCAACAAUAAAGAGGAUGACACUCUGCCAUUACAUUCUGCCUGGACCUUCUGGCUUGACAGAUCUCUACCAGGAACUACAGCAGCUGAAUGCGAGUCUAACCUGAAGAAAAUCUACACAGUGGAGACCGUCCAGAACUUUUGGAGAGUUUACAACAACAUACCCAGUGUUGCUAUCUUGCCACUGAGGAGCAGUUAUCAUCUUAUGAGAGGUGAAAGAAAACCUCUCUGGGAAGAAGAAAGCAAUGCUAAAGGUGGCGUUUGGAGGUUGAAAGUACCAAAAGAGUGCACUUCUGCUGUGUGGAAGGAAUUGCUGCUAGCCACCAUUGGGGAACAGUUCAGUGAUCACUGUGCUGCAGACGAUGAAGUGAUCGGGGUCAGCGUCAGUGUAAGAGACAGAGAAGAUGUCGUUCAGGUCUGGAAUGGAAACGCUUUGCGUGCUGAUGAGUCCAACAUUUUAGGAAGGAUCCACAAGCUCCUUCCACAGACGCAGUUUAAAGCAGUGUUUUACAAACCUCAUAAGGAGCAUCACGCUUUUGAAGGAGGUCGAUCACGACAUUAGCACAUUUUGCACUUUAAAGCACAUCAUGGACUAUAGUAGUCGGGCACAUUUUGAAGCAGUUGAGCUGAUUCUCAUGUCGUCUUAAUGUCAAUGUGGAUUCCUCAUCCAACUUGUUAUUCCUCAUAAUAUCUGAAAUUAUUUUGCAUUUUUUAAAAUGACAUAAUGCAUUACUAAUUUUUUUUAUACUGCAAACUUGUGCAAAAACAACCUAAAUAUUUUACAGUAAAGCUCAGAAAAUAUACCUUUUUAAAAAUCUCACAUUUCUUACCACUUUUUUUAUGUUAAUGCCAAAGUAAAGUUCCUGAUACUGAAUGCAGUCUGGUCAUUUAUCAGAUCAUUGCACUUUUGUUUCUAUCGACUUCUGGUUAAAUGUGUAUUGAGAAAUGUGUUUGUUCUUAUUACAGUGACCCCAGUAAAUAACACUAAAGUAGUUCCUGAGGAAUAUGAUUGUGCAAUCUGUUCUAGUAUGUUGUUUUUGUCUCUGCCCUAAACAAGCACUGUUGUUGUUGUUAUUAGCUGACCCUUUGAAGGGAAAACUAAAACACACUUUAUUUUUUUUUUAUAGUAGCUGAAUCAAUGCAUUGUUUUCAAGGUUGUUUCAAGCAAAUGAGAAACAGUAUAACCUGAAAUGUAGCAUGAGUGCUUCUAAUCUGAAAUUUUGUGACUUUUUAUGACUGAAAAACUUUAGAAUUUGGUUAAUUUCAGAAUCAACGGCCAUCAUACUUAAAGACACUUCUGUUUUGAAAUGAAUAGCGAAUAGAAUAUAGUCACAUCCGCAAGGCUUACAUCUAUGCUUGCACAUAUACAGAUGGCCUUUCACUCUUGCGAUCUCAGACCUUUGUAACUGUUGAUCUUGGAUGGUGCCUUGUGUUUACCAGCAAACAAGAAUGUUAGUAGUCAUACGUUCUUGCAUGUCUGUUUGUUUUAGUUUUGUUUGAAAAAUAAAGCAUGUGGAAAACCUUCCAAAAUGCA
Molecule: messenger RNA, 2016 nt
Organism: Doryrhamphus excisus (bluestripe pipefish)
Lineage: Eukaryota; Metazoa; Chordata; Actinopteri; Syngnathiformes; Syngnathidae
Product: eukaryotic translation initiation factor 4E type 3-like
Biological process (GO): translational initiation
Cellular component (GO): eukaryotic translation initiation factor 4F complex
Molecular function (GO): translation initiation factor activity; RNA 7-methylguanosine cap binding
Source: RefSeq, a predicted model, not a curated record